UAUAAACUUGAAGGUUAAUUUACAAUCAAAAAUUAAAUCCUUUCUAUCUGAUGAUUCAAUUAAAUUAACCAUGUUAAAUUGUGAACGAAUUGCAUUCAUAUUCAAUGGUACAUUAAUCGGUUAUCAAGUUAAUUGUUUACCCUCUAAAUCACAAUUAACCAAAUUCAAGACAAUCAAAGUGUUCAUGUUAAUUGUUCUGAUACGAUCAGUGUUAAUCAGUUUGUUAUCAUCAAGUGAAAAACAGUUUCUCUCAAUGACUACAAUUAACUUAAUCCUCGGUGAUUCAACUAAUUGUUUGUCUCAACAUUUAAUCAUCAAACUAAUCAUAUUAUUAAUAACAAUUUGCUUCACAAUGUUGUUCAUAUCUUGUCAUCAACCAUUUAAUUAUAAAAACAAUUCAAAUGAUUUAAAAUUAUUUCACAUUUGCAAUCAAAUCUAUUCAACGGGUUCGUUAAUUGCUGACCAAAUUAACCUUCAUCAACCUAAAAAUUUACUACAAUUAAGAUUAUCGCUUAAGCUUUUAGUAUGUUAUCAAGGAAUCACUUUAACUCUGGCCACUGGGUAUCUAUUGUUUUAUAUUAAUUGUUCAUUUCGAUGUCAUCUAAUUACCAACCAAUUGUCACAAUUAACAUAUCCAACGUUGAUUAGUUCAACUUUCUGGAUAACAAUUAACUCAAUUGUCGCAGCAACUGCUUUGUUUAGUUGUUUCUGGUUCUAUUUUCACAUUUUCAUUUUCAUUCUUUACAUUAAAUUAAGAUUAAAAGAGUUAAUUAACGUAAUGAGAGCAAUUAACUGUACCUCUAAUCGUCAAUCUGAUCAUUUUAAUAACCUACAAUUCCAGUGUUUAGUUAAUUGUAAUCGUAUUCUUAAUGAUAUUGAAAAGGCAAAUUGUGAGAUCAGAUCAUUGAUUCUAACUACUUUCUCAUCAUUAGCUUUAUUUACUGAUUUUGUUUUAUUUGCUUGUUUGAUUAUCGGAAUCGAUGAUCCAUUAAUUAAAUGGCCAAUCUUAAUUCCGGCAACAAUUACGUUAAUUGGUAUUAAUGGUUUCUCAAAGUUUCUCUUGAUUCCAGUUAAUAGUAAGGUUGAUGAGUUAAUUGUUUUACUUCAUAAUAUGUCAGCAAACAAUUGUUGCUCUGAUCAAAAUGAAUUGUUAAUCAUUCAAAUCAAGCUUUUGGCAACCCUGGACCGGUUAAAGGUCAAGCCAAUUGGUUUCUGGAUUGGUCAAGUUUUAAGAAUUGAAUCUUAUUGCUUAUUAAAGGUAAAACAAUUUAAAUUAAUCAAUACUUUUUUUUUAAUCUUGAUCAUUAAUUGUUUUGUUAAUUUACAGAUAAUUAUUGAAAAUUCAACAAUCUUUUUACUAAUGAUUAACGCUUACAAUCAAGUUGGGACAACUUAA
This is a messenger RNA of Panonychus citri (citrus red mite), 1396 nucleotides long. RefSeq lists its product as uncharacterized. The transcript has 2 exons. The record is from RefSeq and is a predicted model, not a curated record. Bases 71 to 1396 code for a protein of 441 amino acids. NCBI's taxonomy places the organism in Eukaryota, Metazoa, Arthropoda, Arachnida, Trombidiformes, Tetranychidae.